This is a messenger RNA of Cornus florida, 2288 nucleotides long. RefSeq names its product protein VASCULAR ASSOCIATED DEATH 1, chloroplastic. Gene Ontology annotation, biological process: negative regulation of programmed cell death. NCBI's taxonomy places the organism in Eukaryota, Viridiplantae, Streptophyta, Magnoliopsida, Cornales, Cornaceae. The record is from RefSeq and is a predicted model, not a curated record. Bases 165 to 2129 code for a protein of 654 amino acids. The transcript has 18 exons.
CGUCUGCUGAUACUGAAGGAAGCUCCCGAACCGACAGCCUCUCUCUGUCCGUUGUCAGAACCAUAAACCCCCAACAACUGUAGUUAUAUACGUCCAACCCCACCUGUUUCUCUCUCUAAAAGUCUACAGUCUUUGGACUCCUAGAUCUUUCUGUGUUUGUGUAAAUGGCUGUGUCCUCACCUAACGCAGACAAAAUCGAACCUUCACAGUCCAUGGAAUCAUCACCUUCAAGACGAGUGUCUGACGUUGCCCCCGACUUCUCAGGUGAACUCUCUUCCACCGCCGAUUCAUCUGAUCCCAACACAAUCAACCCUGAUCUGUCCGAUUCUUCACUAAACCCUUCUAAAGAACUUGAAUUUCAGCCUCAGCCCUCUUUGAGAAGUGAGGAGUAUCGACAACUGUUCCGUCUUCCGCCUGAUGAAGUCCUUAUUCAAGAUUUUAAUUGUGCAUUGCAAGAGAAUUUUCUUCUUCAGGGUCAUAUGUACCUGUUUGUUCAUAGUAUUUGCUUUUAUUCUAACCUAUUUGGAUUCGAGACAAAGAAAAUAAUUUCAUUUCAUGAAAUCACUUCUGUACGAAGAGCAAAGACAGCGGGAAUAUUCCCUACUGCCAUAGAAAUCAUAGCUGGAGGAAAGAAGUACUUUUUUACGUCUUUCCUGUCCCGCGACGAAGCUUUUAAGCUGAUUAAUGAUGGUUGGUUGCAGCAUUGUAAUGAGGCUAAAUCAAUCACAGAUCAACAGGAGUCAAAGUCUGAGUUAAAUAGCCAAGAAAAUGGAAUUGUUGCAACUGAAAAGGCCAGUGACUCCAUUGACUCCAAACUCCCAGUAGAUGAGCCAGCUCUCACUGAAGGGGGCAAAGAUGUUUCUAUUUCAGAAGAUUGUAAGCUUCCACCUAAUGGUGAAGCUGAAACUGCAUCUUCAGGAGCAUCUGAAUAUUUAGAAGAGGAUUCAGAAGUAGUCGUAAAUCCUUGCUCUUCAUCUUCUAUAAGAAGUUCGGUAUGGGAGCAGGAUAAUUCUGAUGCGCCUAAAGUACCUGAAUAUUAUACGAAGGUUGCAGAAUCAAAGUUUCCGGUAAUAAGGGUAGAGGAGUUCUUUAAUCAUUUUUUUUCAGAUGAUUCUGUUGUCUUUACUGAAUCAUUUCACAAGAGAUGUGGAGAUAAAGAUUUUAGCUGCAGUUCAUGGUAUCCUCACGACGAAUUUGGGCAUGCUCGUGAUGUGUCAUUUCAACAUCCUAUUAAACUUUAUCUUGGUGCAAGAUUUGGUAGCUGCCAAGAGUUUCAGAAGUUUCGAGUUUACAGAAACAGUCAUUUGGUUUUUGAAACAUCACAACAAAUCAGUGAUGUACCUUAUGGAGAUUACUUCCGUGUUGAGGCACUUUGGGAUAUGGAGAGAGAUGGCGAUGAAUCAAAAGAAUGUUGCAUUUUGCGGGUAUAUGUCAAUGUGGCAUUUUCCAAGAAAACCAUGUUUAAAGGGAAAAUAGUGCAGUCUACCGUGGAUGAGUGUCGAGAUGCUUAUGCGAUUUGGAUAAAUAUUGCGCAUGAAUUGUUGAAGCAAAAGAAAGUUGAAAAAGAUGAAGCAGCAGAAGGUUCUUCAGUUGACUUGAUUCCAAAUGGUCAAUUUCUUGAAAGGCAAUCAAAAACUGGGGAACAAUCAGAAAAUUCUCAGGAGGAAAGUGACUUGAGGGUCUCCCAGGUGUUGCCAGAUUCCGAGGUUGUUAACGUACAAGGUGGCGAUCCCUUGCAAAGAAAUUUGAGUGGUGCUACUUCAGUUGCAUCUUUAUUUAGAGAAUCUAUGGUCAAGUUCUAUCUGUCUUUGAAAUCUCAGAACCAUGUUCCACUACUUUUUGUUAUCACAUUUGCUCUGAUCCUUCUUCUGAUGCAGUUGAGCAUUGUCGUUUUACUAACCAGACCCCAACAAAUCCAAGUGUUUCCUCAAACCGACUGUACGGGCAGCAGCUCGGGUAACGUAGGUGAAAGAGGAGCGGAAACCGUGGCUUGGAUGGAAAAGCGGAUUCACCAUCUCAAGGAUGAAAUGCUCAUGAUUGAGACGCUACUUGAAAAAAUGGGGCAUGAGCAUACAUUAUUGAAAGCACAACUGAAGGACCUAGAGCAUCUAAAAGAUCAAUAUAGAUAGAUAAUAGCUGACACUGUAUGUAUAAUUAUUCUUCUGUUUGCUGGUAAAUUCUCACACUUUUUUUUAUUUGUUCAAAUGUAAAUUGUAAGGAUGUGUAGUUGGAUUCUGAAGAAUAAAUUGUAUACGGACCUAAUAUAUGGAUGUUCUUUUAUUUUUCUA